AUGCAGCGUGCGGGCGGCAACGUGCGGGCAGCGGGCGCAGCGUGCGGGCAGGGCGCGCGGCGAGCUCAGGCAGCGCGAGCAGGGCGCGAGCAGGGCAGCGUGCGGGUCGCGCGCUGGGCAGCAAGCGGGCAGCACGUAGGGCAGGGCAGAGCGCGUGGGGUAGCGCAGGCAGGGCAGCGUGAGGGACGCUGUUCAGGCAGGGCAGCGACAAGCAACAAGAAGCGGAAGAACGACGGCGACCCGGGUUCCAGCACGGGUGCUGCUAAGAAGAAGAAGAAGAAGACGCCGAACAAGGACGACAUCGUGGUCAACGAGGCGCUCGGCAGCGACGAUGACUACGCGGAGGCUGCAGGCCCGAUUCCAUCAUUCCCCGAGAAGGCGAAGCCGAAAGACCCCACCCUCCGGAACCUGCGGAGGCCUCCGCACCCCGUGGUGCUGCAGUGGAUUGCGGAGGCGUGGGAUCAAGUCCCCAAGCAGGUCAUCAUUGACGCGUUCCGCCACUGUGGGAUUUCAAGCAAGCUGGACGGGACAGAGAACCGCCUCGUGAUGUCUCACCUGCGCGCGAGGAGCACUACCGAUGUCUCUGAGGACAUGACCCUUGGGGGGACCACGGGCGACAACACGCGCCUGCUUGGGCAUGCUCUUGAGGAGGAGGAGGAGGAGGAGGAGGAGGAGGAGGAGGAGGAGGAGGAGGAGGAGGAGGAGGAGGAGGAGGAGGAGGAGGAGGAGGAGGAGAAGGAGUAG
This is a messenger RNA of Closterium sp. Naga37s-1, 744 nucleotides long. Lineage: Eukaryota; Viridiplantae; Streptophyta; Zygnematophyceae; Desmidiales; Closteriaceae. The record is from the annotation of a GenBank genome assembly.